AUGGCAACGAGCACAUUCCCUCCAGACAUAGAGGAUGACGUGCAGGUGUCGUCGGUCCUAGAGGUCAUUGGGGGGACCAACAUCGGGUCAGAGGAGCCGGAGGAAAAAGAUUUUUGGUUCUUAGAAAUGGGAGAUGACUCUGUUUUCUACAGUGAUGAGGAGCAGGCUCAUCAGGAAAUGGUGCCAUGUCACUCUGGAGCGAACAGGUGCAAACGUCUUUACAAUAGUGUGGCCGACUGUGACACUGACCAGCAGCAGGAGGACGCUCACAGAAAGGUUGUUAUUUUCAAAGACUUUUCAGAAAAAGGGAAAGAAAUGUCCAAGCAGGUGAUUUGGGCUGAACAUUUUCAAAAGUCUCAGACACCAAAAACUGAAAAAAGGUAUAUAUCCGAGUCUGGACAACCAGGGGCAGAAUCUUUUGGGACUCUGAAGAAGUUUGUGAGUUCUUUUAAUCUGGCUCAGCAGCCAAACUGCACAACAGCAGACAUGCAGACCCUAAGUGAACAAAAUAAACCUGCAGAAAAAGUGAAUGGAGAGGUUAAAGAAGAGGAAGGUGUGUCAGAAGCCCAGCCACCAAGCCUGCACCCGUUCCAUCAGAGCUUUCCACAGCUCAAAGCGGAGGCCGAUGUCCCCAAAUCCAUGUCCAGGGAUGAUCAACAGAAAUCAGGUGACAGGCAGCUUGAGGGGAACCAGGAAGAUGAGCCCUGUGUUCAAAUUAAUGCUGGACCUCAACAAAACCCCCACUCUGAUCACCCCAAGCUGCUCCCGCUGAAAAGAUCUGGCUGCAGCACAUUCGACCAUCUCACAUCUUCCAGAUACAGCACUGUGUCCUACCGCAGGAUCCGCAGGGGCAACACCCAGGAGAAGAUCCAGGAGUUUGAGUUCAGGCUGCUGAAC
This is a messenger RNA of Menidia menidia (Atlantic silverside), 897 nucleotides long. The record is from the annotation of a GenBank genome assembly. NCBI's taxonomy places the organism in Eukaryota, Metazoa, Chordata, Actinopteri, Atheriniformes, Atherinopsidae.